AUGACGACUCAAGUUACGCCGUCGAAACAGGCGGCUGCAAGCCUCGAGAAUCUCAAGGUCAAAGACAGUCCUAUUAAGAAACUCAACUUCAAUGUUGAGGAUAAGGAAAACAUGCCUGUUCCCCUCGAGCCCACCGAACCCACGGCCAAACCGGAGCCAGAGACUGAGAAACAGCCGGCACCAGAGGCAGAGGAGAAGGACAAACAGGCUCAGGUCCCCAAGACGCUUAAAGAGCUCGAGGCUGAAGAGCCACUGCUGCAAGAGAAUCCUCAUCGCUUCGUUCUCUUCCCUUUGAAGUACCAUGAGAUUUGGAACAUGUAUAAGCGUGCCGAGGCCAGUUUCUGGACGGCAGAAGAGGUCGAUCUUUCUAAAGAUCUUCACGACUGGCACAACCGUCUAAACAAUGACGAACGCUACUUCAUCUCCCAUGUCCUCGCUUUCUUCGCUGCCUCAGAUGGAAUUGUCAACGAGAACCUUCUUGAGCGCUUCAGCGCCGAAGUGCAGGUACCGGAAGCACGUUGCUUUUACGGGUUUCAAGUCAUGAUGGAGAACAUUCACUCUGAGAUGUACAGUCUUCUGAUUGACACCUAUGUGAAGGAUCCCAAAGAGAAGACGUAUCUGUUUGACGCCGUCGACACGAUCCCUUGCAUUCGCAAGAAAGCAGACUGGGCUUUGCGAUGGAUCUCAGACAAAGAGUCGAGCUUUGCUCAACGUCUGGUUGCUUUCGCUGCUGUCGAAGGCAUCUUCUUCUCUGGAUCGUUUGCAUCCAUCUUCUGGCUGAAGAGCAAGGGUCUCAUGCCUGGCCUCACCUUCUCCAACGAGCUCAUCUCUCGUGAUGAGGGCAUGCAUACGGACUUUGCAUGCCUGCUGAUGCAACAUCUGCAGCACAAGCCCGACCCACAACUCAUCGAAAACAUUAUAACGGAGGCUGUUAAGAUUGAAAAGGAGUUUCUCACCGAUGCCCUUCCCGUCGCAUUGCUUGGCAUGAACUCGAAGCUCAUGUGUCAGUACAUUGAGUUUGUCGCUGACCGCUUGCUCCUCGCCCUGGGCAACAAGCGACACUACAAUGCGCAGAACCCCUUCCCAUUCAUGGAAAACAUCUCUCUUGCGGGCAAGACCAACUUCUUCGAGAAGCGCGUCGGCGACUACCAAAAGAGUGGUGUCAUGACUUCAGCCAACAAGAAAUCUGAAGAGAAGUCUACUUCCCCCAAGGAGGAGAAGACGGAAGCCGAAAGCAACGGCAUCAGCUUUGACGAAGACUUUUAG
Fonsecaea nubica is the source of this 1266-nucleotide messenger RNA. RefSeq lists its product as hypothetical. Gene Ontology annotation, biological process: deoxyribonucleotide biosynthetic process. The transcript is spliced from 5 exons. NCBI's taxonomy places the organism in Eukaryota, Fungi, Ascomycota, Eurotiomycetes, Chaetothyriales, Herpotrichiellaceae. Gene Ontology annotation, molecular function: oxidoreductase activity. The record is from RefSeq and is a predicted model, not a curated record. The coding region runs from base 1 to 1266 and encodes 421 amino acids.